CGCGUCACGAGCAGAGGUGUGCCGUCCGUUGUGUUACUUCGCGCCGCGCUUUCGCGUAUCUCGAUCCCUCCGUGCUAUUUCACUCGGACUAUAUUUCAGGAGUAACAAGUUUCGAAUAAACCGCAAUUGGCCCGUUUCGUUGUAUCGUCAUUUUCCUUUUUUCUUAUCUCAGCUCUUAUUUUUCCUCUUCACUUUGUUAUCCUUCGUUGCGACUAUUGAAAAACGGUGCAACGUUCGCUCAUUCGGGAAAUUGACCAGCUUUCAUCAUGCCACGAAUCAAAGUUUUUGAAAUGUAACCAGAACGUAAAUUCGCCAACGAGACCAAGAAAAAACAUGUGAUUCUGCGGAAAAACUAUUUGACCCUUCCAAGUGCGUCAAGACGAAAAGACCGGAGGGAAAAACGAGGGAACUUACUCAAUUCAACUGUGCAAAACUUCACGCGCUUGAAUUCAGCACUCAUCGAACGGAUGGAAUAAUCGGGAAGUCACGAAAUCUUCUGAUUUUUAGUGAUUUUGAGCCGAAUACUGCGUGAUUACAGAGUGCAUCGCGCAGUUUUUUCGUCUCCUCUAAUCGUGCAGUCCUCAAUCGUCAAUAAAUCGAAUCUGCGGAGUAACAUCAACAGCCAUGUGAUUUUUAAGGAUUGUGAUCACAGUGAAAAAACAUGAGCAGGAUUUUAUUCGUUCAGUGAUCUCGUAAUAUCGCGAAGAGAAUAAAGUUUGAUAGAAAUGACGCGAUUAGCGAGAAGUUCAGGGAGUAGAAUGUUACGACGAAUCAUAACAAAUUUGACGACAACCGCGAGUAUAGUGGUUGUGACCGCUGGAGCAGCGAGUAUAUCGCCAACGGAUCCAUCGAUCGAAGAGAGAUCGAGCCAGGACCCUCUAAUCCCGUCACCCUCGCCACCAACCAUGCUGGCUCUCGCGAUUACCGAUAGCGUGACAAUUCCGGCUAAUCCGUCCAUGGCCUUAACCAGUCCCGUGGUUACGACCACGGCUAAGCCCGACCAGCACGUCUACAAUUCCACGGGCUGUCUUGUCGAGCAGGAUGAAAUCGAAUACAGUAUAGUAGAAGCUUUCUGCGACAUGCAAACCGUUUUUCUCGCUUGCAUCGCGACCCUUCUCCCUUUGAUCGUCGCUCUUGCAAUUGGAUUUGGCGUGAGACACGCGUGGAGAAAAUAUCGCAACAGAAGGAACAGCUCGAGCGGACUGCCAUGGUACAGAGGUGUCUGUUCACGAGACGAUACGGCCGAAUCCCUCCGCCAUCGACCCCACUCCAGGAGCGACAGUAUUCAACCGACAAGAAUCCUCUCUGUACAAGACUUGGUCAACGGUCUCGAUGGUCCAAGGUACAUUUGUGAGACCGAGGUAAUGGAUGAAGUGGCACUCGUCGGAGCCGCGACGAGCAACGUCGCCGAGUACGCAUCCCCCGGGAAUCAUACCAGCAAAAAUGCCAACGGCAACAUUAUCACCCUCACGCUUAAGAACAACCACAUCAUCGUUGAGACCGAGGAACGGGCUGUAACGAUGGAAAGUAACAACAAGUAUCAAGACAACAAUUGUUCUUUUGUCGUGGAGGCCCAGACAGAAUAUCGAAACACAACGGGUCGCGUCACCGAUCAACAGGCUCUUGUGCAUCGCGAAGAAAUCCCAGAGGAUCAUUGUUCGGACUUCGACAAGACGAAAUUUUUCGGUAGCACGAAUACCGGUCUUUCCCAAUCGGAUCUCUCGAUAUCGAGCCAAGGUUCGAUAAAUCACAGUUAUCGUUACGGAAAUCAAGUCGAGUACGAGGUGGCGGGUCAGUUUGGUUAUUCAACGUACGUAAACGGACUCGGUGAUUACGAGUCCGACACGACUUCGCGAAGACUCGAGGGUGGCUCCAAGUGGGUGGAAAUUGAAUAUUCUCCUGACACCGAGAAGACCCUUCUCAACGAGUCGAAAGCUUCGAGCAUCGAGAAAUGGGUCGAAGCUGAUUAUUCUUCCGAUAAUGAUAAAGCUAUGCUAAACGAUACGAAAAACUUGAGUUUGGAUAAGCAGGACGUUAACGAGCAGACAUCCUUGAUAGACAAACGGAACAACGUUGAUUUAUCGCAAGAUUCUGGCUCGUCUUUGGAGCACCAAGAUUCGACAGACGCGAGUAACUCCACCGACACCGUGAGAUCAAAUCCAAACCUCCAGAUGAACGGUACAACAGCGAACAAGCUGGAAUCGAUGGAGUGCAAAAGUCUGACGAAUGAAUUGAUGGAGAAAAGCUUAGAAUCGAACAAACCAGUGAUAACGGGAGUUUUGCUGAAAGAGGAGACGCUGGAAGACACGCUGCAGGAACAACAGAGAAAAUUGGGCAACGGUACAUUGACACCGGAGCACAAGAUGAACGAGGAUACACCGACGAUUAAUCAAGAUAUAAAAACAAUAAAGAAACAAAAAUCCGAAGGGACGAGCACGUUCGUACCGACUCACAAACGCAGUGGGAGCAUACCGCCCCGAUUAAUCGAGGAAAGUCUCGAGAUCGAUCGCAAAAAGUCACUCGAUAUUUACAGUCAAAUAAAAACGAGUACGAAGAGCAUUCUGCCCGGUCUCAGUCCGAAAUUCGAACUUCUCCAAAACGAGGUUAGCCCCAUCGAAGAAAAAGAGAGUUAAUCUAACGAAAUGUCUUCUUUUUAUUAACCAACAACUAAAACGCAUCGUUCAUCUCGCUGAUUCAUUCGAAGGCAUCCCUUGUUUCGUAUCGACGGACCAAAUAUUCAGCGACUACGCAUAUUCUCGAUUGUACUGUAUCUCGUAGAAGAGAAACUCGAUUAACGGAAAUUGUCCAAUUUCAUUCGCACACGAUACUUCGUCGUUCUUUGUCGUUUCAACUAUCCGAUAAGUUUUUAGUAGUUUUUUAUAUUCAUUGAAUCCGUAUUCCCGCAGAUUCAUCAGACACUUUACUCCAAAAUAUUGAAUUUAUGAAAAAUCUUGUUGCUCCAUUUUUUAACCAUCCAGUCAAUUGGCAAAACUCCAAUCUGCAGAAUUCUCUUGACACUCUGGAAAAAAGUCCUCGACCCUGGUCAGCAUUCCCAGCCACGUUUGUGGCAGUCUAGAGCAGCAGCUCAGUUUUUCAUAUUUCGAAUUUCUCUUUUCCCGCCUCAACGAUUUCCACCACAGUAACAAUCUGGAGGGAAUUUUCGAAAAGCAAAUUCAAAAAAAACCCUCAUCGAGGUCAUUGAGUUCUCAGUUUUUUACUAUUUCCUUCCAAACCCAUGGAAAAGUCAUGAUUUUCAAAACGAAACGUUUUUUUCCAACAAUAAGUUCUCAACACCAUCAGUUUUUAGGAAUCGAUUUUUGAGUCCCAGGACCCCGAAUAAUUGCUUCAAUAUUUCGGGUCUGUCAGUGCGAAAGCGGUUACGAGCUCGCGUCAACGCCCAAUAAAACCCCUCAAUAGAGAAAAAACAUUGCGACGAUUAUCUCGAUGGACAGCCAAGACGAACGUCCACAACUUACUGCUACUGUCAGAGCGCGACAGCAGCGGCGGAGUAAAUUGGUCAAAUCUCGGGAAAAUGCAUACGGGAUGCGAGUGUCAAGGAAGGUUAGAGAAAGAGUAAAGAGACAGAGGAGAGAAGACGUAUGAAGCGACGGAUGAAAACGUGGCGGAACAGCCGUGGUCGAGGUCGACAAUAUAGCCUAAUGACCAACACACGCAGGCACGCACACUCGCUCCCUCAUAAAUAUGUGUGUGUGCGAUCCUUCCUCGACACUUUGCAGGACAAAUUUGCCGGAAAAGACAGCGACCGCUAAAUCGGCAGAGCGAACAAUCGUCUGCUAACGAACUCACUCGCCACAUCUCGCAUUACGAAACACGAGUACACACACUAAAGGGCAUUGUUCGUUGGGAGCAAAGUAGGGAGGAAAGGACCGUUGGUUCUCCUGACGUCCGCAAACGUGGAGAAAUUAUCGAGGCACAAGGGUUUGGUCACUUCCGAACCGGCGGCGUAUUGACAGACUUAACGAACGAGCACUCGAUGAAUGAGGCAAAAGUACAAUUUUCCGGAUGGAGUCGAUCCCGUCAAACAGCGAUUGGUACGUUGGCUGCUGCGACGUCAAAUCGCACCGUUUCGAGGCAACGAAAUGACUAUUUCUGGCAGAAUUCAACAUCAUUUUUAUUCCCGAGAUUUUCCUGAAGCUUGACAACUUUCGAAAGCGAUUAUAAUGGUUCACAACGCAGGGCUUAAAAUGCCUCGAAACUCAUGAAAAUGAGGGGAAAGCGCGUGCUGGAACGCGAGGGAUUCCUCGGUAAGGAAUUGUCACGUUUUUAGGGACAAAUAUUUCCUUCGUUGACGCUAGACGACUUAUGAGUAUCAAAUAUUUUCAGCAUAUGUGAGCACAAUGAUUGCGCAACACGACAUGAACAUUUUAUAGUGCCAAAAUAGUUCCUUAAGACUUCGAACUA
Venturia canescens is the source of this 4422-nucleotide messenger RNA. RefSeq lists its product as uncharacterized. The transcript has 8 exons. The coding region runs from base 726 to 2633 and encodes 635 amino acids. The record is from RefSeq and is a predicted model, not a curated record. Lineage: Eukaryota; Metazoa; Arthropoda; Insecta; Hymenoptera; Ichneumonidae.